This is a messenger RNA of Melitaea cinxia (Glanville fritillary), 1100 nucleotides long. Its product is annotated as solute carrier family 46 member 3-like. Gene Ontology annotation, molecular function: transmembrane transporter activity. NCBI's taxonomy places the organism in Eukaryota, Metazoa, Arthropoda, Insecta, Lepidoptera, Nymphalidae. The record is from RefSeq and is a predicted model, not a curated record. Gene Ontology annotation, cellular component: membrane. Gene Ontology annotation, biological process: transmembrane transport. Bases 1 to 903 code for a protein of 300 amino acids. The transcript is spliced from 7 exons.
AUGGGACUUAUAAACUUUAGUGUAACUGUAGGUUUCCCUAUUGGAAUGGGUCUCAGUGGGAUUCUAUUGAAAAUUCUUGGCUAUUACGGAUGUUUUGGAAUAGUUUCUAGUUUACAUUUUAUUAAUCUCGUAUAUACUGUCUUUAUUCUUAAAGAUCCAGAACGUACACAUGAACAAAAGUUGCACGAUGGCAAAGGUUUUAUAUACAACUUUAGACUGUUUUUCGAUUUUAAAAACAUCAAAGACACCUUUAGAGUGAUGUUUAAGAAGGACGCAAACAACAGUAGAUGGAGAGUGUCUAUAUUGGUUCUAGUUGUAUGUUUAUUGUUUGGACCUAUUCAUGGCGAGGUUUCUGUAAUGUACAUAUCUACAAGAUACAGAUUCAACUGGGACGAAGUAAAUUUUAGUUUAUUUCAAGCGUAUAAUAUGGUUACUCACACUAUUGGAACAAUAUUUUCCAUUACGGUGUUCAGUAAAUAUUUGGGAUGGCACGACUCAGUUCUGGGUAUUAUAUCUACAAUAAGCAAAAUUGCAGCCUCAUUUAUAUACUGCUUCGCGCCGAACGCAAAGAUUUUCUUUAUUGCGCCCGUGGUUGAUAUAUUAAAUGGAACGUCCCUUCUGGCUCUGAGAUCGACAGCCUCCAAAUUAGUGUCACCUGAUGAAUUUGGGAAAAUAAACUCAAUAUUUGCGUUAGCUGAAAACAUCACGCCGUUACUAUAUGUACCGUUGUAUACAAAAGUGUAUGUGGCUACAAUGGAGACUUUACCAGGAGCUUUGUUCCUAGUUGGAUCCUCCAUGACUCUACCAGCUCUUGCCGUUUUCAUAUGGCUGUUUGUGGAGCACAGAAAGAUCCAAAGGAAACAAACCAAACUAAAUGUCGAGUUAGCAGCUAAAGAACAGUAGAAAUUUAAUAUUAUAUAAAUACCCAAAAUGAUUACAGAGAUCCCACCGACGUGGAACAAAUUACUUCAAAAGAAUCGUGAAAGUGUAGACGAGACCAAGCCUUCACGUCUUGCUUUAACCCAAUUAAUGAAUAAGUAAAAUCGUUUUGAUAAUUUACGACACCUAUUUUAUAUCAUUAUUAAAUAUUUAAACAAAAA